This is a messenger RNA of Symbiodinium natans, 975 nucleotides long. The record is from the annotation of a GenBank genome assembly. NCBI's taxonomy places the organism in Eukaryota, Dinophyceae, Suessiales, Symbiodiniaceae.
AUGUGCCGUGGUCUGGAGACGGAUGUCGACACCGGUGCUUUGACUGAGUUGCCUGCGCAACUCAAGACAGCAGCUGUGACGGAUGAGACAAUGAAGGGGAGUGACGGGAGCGAGUCUCCAUCUUUCACCUUUACGCCGCCUCCUGCGGAGCCAUCAGAUGUGGAUCUUCCGGCAGCAGAUGGAAGCGUGGAAGUCCCCGACACAGCCAUUCACCACCUUGCAUCAGCCCAUGACCUGGAGCAGGGCCCGGGCGAAUGGCUCAACCAAAAGGAGGACUCGAUGUCGCUCUGGCGCUCCCGCCACCUCCAAUGCAUGGAAUCGUUGGUGCGACAGCGAUGCGCUGCAGAAGAAAUGGAAGAGAAGCUCCGUGAAGAGACCGCACGCAGGAUCCGAGCCGAAGAGCAAGUGGAGAGGCUUACGGUCGUGGCCAAGGCCCUCGCAACUGGAACGAGAGUGCCUGAGCUCGAGGAACAGCUCGUGGCGCAGCGAACCAAGAACUUUCUCCUGAUGGAGACCACGAAACGGCAAGAACAAGAGCUGAAGGAAGCCGCGGAGGUGAAGGAGAAGUAUGAAAGCCUCUGCAGAAAGCACAGGAUCUUGCAGGCUGAGUUCGACAGCCAGUAUGCUGAUCUGGAGAAGCUGCAUCUGGAGCGUAUCGCCGAGUGCACCGAGAUCUUUAACAGAGUGAAUCGAGAGAACCAGCGUCGGCGGCAAGAAGAGGAGUCUCGUUCGUCGCAGGAAACUGCUGCCGGCUCUUCGCAAGACGAGGAGGACAUCUCGACAGUGCCAUCUGAGACUGAAGAAGUGAACAGCAGCAAGGAUCAGGACAGCUCUGACUCAGUGCCUACGCCGCUGAGCCAUCUUCCAGAGCCCGUCGCCGAUCCAAAGCUUCACACUGGAGUGGCGCUCUUGAGCAGCCCAUAUCUGCCUUUUGGAAUGAAUUCUGGAUGGCUGCAUGCCAAGACAGGCUGCUGA